Molecule: messenger RNA, 3138 nt
Organism: Acanthosepion pharaonis
Lineage: Eukaryota; Metazoa; Mollusca; Cephalopoda; Sepiida; Sepiidae
Source: the annotation of a GenBank genome assembly
AUGCAUGCUCCGGCCUUCUUCAGAGGCAAUACAUUUUCUCUCUCACGCCCCCCUUUUCCUCCUCACCUUCUCUUUCUAUCUUCCUUACUAUUACUUUCCUCGUCUCCCUCCCCUCUCUCCCCCUCCCCUAUCUCUCCCUCCCCAUCCCCUCUCUCCCUCCCCCUCUCUCUUCCCUCUCCCCCCCCUCUCUAUCCCUCCCCUAUCUCCCUUCUCAUAUCUCCUCCCUCUCUCCCCCUUCCCCUCCUCCUCUCUCCCUUCCCCCUCCCCCUCUCUCUCUCACACACGCACACUACUUUUUUUUUUAUCUCAAUCCCUGUCUAUAUCUCUCCCACACUUUCUCUUCUAGCUUCGACCUUUCUUUUUUUUUUCCUUGCUCGCUUUCUCGUCCCCUUCAAAUUUCUAUUUCUAUCUCUCCAUAUCCCUUUCUCUGUCCUCCUUUUCUUUACCCCUCCAGUUCUUUAUAAAUUGCCACCUUUUUUUUUUCUCCCCUUCUCUUGCCCUAUCAAUUUUUCUCUCUCUGUGUUUCUCACUCCUCUUUCUCCCUCUUUCACUUUUCUUUUUCCCUAUUUUUAUUUGCCUUUCAAUGUCUCCCUCAUUCUUUUCUCUUGUUGUAUCUCCUCCUCCCUAUAUCUCUCUUCCUUUCUUUUUUUUCUCUCUCUUCUCAUUCUUUCUAACGCUCUAUUUCUCUCUUGUUUUUUUUUUUUUUUUAAUCUCUAUUUUUUCUCUUCUUCGCCUUUUUCUUCUUGGCUGUGUUCCUCUCUUCCUUCAUCUUUUGUUUCUCCCUUUCUCUAUCUAUCGAUUUCUAUAUCUCUCUUCGUAUAUGUUUCUUUUUUUUAUCCUUCUUUACUCUAUCCUUCUCCUUCUUGGACUUUGGCCGUUUCACUCUCUUUACUUCAUCAUCAUCAUCAUCAUCAUCUAUUUUUAUCUUUUGCACUUUCUCAGUCUUUUCACACCCACUUUCUCUUUCUCGUCUUUUCUUCUUAUAAUUUUCUCUCAAUAACCCUUCAUCUUUCUCUCAUAUCUUCUCCCUCUUCUACCUCUCUCUUCUUUCCAUCUUUCUUUCUCUCUUUUUCCCUCUAUUGUUUUAUCGCUUUCCUUAUAUUUCGAGACAUUGGCUACCUCAUUCUCUACACUUCUUCUUCUUCUUCUUCUUCUUCUUCUUCUUCUUCUUCUUCUUCUCAUCUUUUACACGUUCCCAUCCUUUUUACUCCUUCUUUCUCUUUCUCAUCUUUUUUUCCCUUUUAUUUUCUCUCAAUAGCCUUUUUCUAUCUUUCAUAUAUUAUAUCUCUCUAUUCUCUCCAUCUUUCUUCCUCUCUUUUUCCUCCCUUUUCUAUCUUUCAUAUAUUAUAUCUCUCUAUUCUCUCCAUCUUUCUUCCUCUCUUUUUUCCUCCCUUUUCUAUCUUUCAUAUAUUAUAUCUCUCUAUUCUCUCCAUCUUUCUUCCUCUCUUUUCCUGUAUUAUUUUAUCGCUUUCUUUUCAUUCUGAGACUUUGGCUGCCCUUACUCACCACUUCUUCUUCUUCUUCUUCUUCUUCUUCUUCUUCUUCUUCUUUCUCAUCUUUUUUUUUCCUUUUUAUUUUUCUCUCAAUAGCCCUUUUCUAUCUUUCAUAUAUUAUAUCUCUCUAUUCUCGCCAUCUUUCUUCCUCUCUUUUUCCUGUAUUAUUUUAUCGCUUUCUUUUCAUUCUGAGACUUUGGCUGCCCCACUCACCACUUCUUCUUCUUCUUCUUCUUUCUCAUCUUUUUUUCCCUUUUAUUUUCUCUCAAUAGCCCUUUUCUAUCUUUCAUAUAUUAUAUCUCUCUAUUUCUCGCCAUCUUUCUUCCUCUUUUUCCUGUAUUAUUUUAUCCUUUCUUUUCAUUCCGAGACUUUGGCUGCCCCACUCACCACUUCUUCUUCUUCUUCUUCUUCUUCUUCUUCUUCUUCUUCUUCUUCUUCUUCUUCUUUCUCAUCUUUUUUUCCCUUUUAUUUUCUCUCAAUAGCCCUUUUCUAUCUUUCAUAUAUUAUAUCUCUCUAUUCUCUCCAUCUUUCUUCCUCUCUUUUUCCUCCCUUUUCUAUCUUUCAUAUAUUAUAUCUCUCUAUUCUCGCCAUCUUUCUUCCUCUCUUUUUCCUGUAUUAUUUUAUCGCUUUCUUUUCAUUCCGAGACUUUGGCUGCCCCCACUCACCUUCUUCUUCUUCUUCUUCUUCUUCUUCUUCUUCUUCUUCUUCUUCUUUCUCAUUUUUUUCCUUUUUUUUAUUUUCUCUCAAUAGCCCUUUUCUAUCUUUCAUAUAUUAUAUCUCUCUAUUCUCUCCAUCUUUCUUCCUCUCUUUUUCCUCAUCCCUCACUCCCUCUCCUUCCUUCUUUCACAUUCACUCAUUAACUCAGUCUCCCUUCCACGCUCCCACUUCAUUUUCUCUUUACUCCCAAUGUCUUUCUCUCUCGUCUCUCUCUCUCUCCUUCUCUCUUCCCCUCUUUCUUUCCCUCCAUCUUCCGUUCUCUAUCCUUCUUUCACUCACUCCUCUUUUUUUCACUCCUCUCUCAUUUAUCUUGACUCAGGUUUUUUAUUUGUUCGUUAUUCCCGACGACUCUCUCUCUCUCUCUCCUAUCUAUCUCCCUCCCUAUCCCUUCACUCUCUUACUCCCUCUCCCUCUCUCACUAUCCCUCACUCUCUCUCUUUCUAUUUUUCUUUCGUCCUUGAUUCCCACUGACUCUCUCUCUCUCUCUCUCCUCUCUCUCUCCUCUUUCUCCUCUCUCUCCCCUCACUCUCUUUUCCUUCUUUCUAUCACUCCUCAGUCACCAUCAUUCACACUUUCUCUCCCUCCCUCUCUCCCUUCUUUCCAUAUUCUCUUUACUCUCAACUCUCUCUCGUCUCUCUCCCCUCCCCUCUUUGUCUCCCACAAUCUCCCUCUCUCCCAUCCUCUCUCUCACCAGCUCCAUCUCUAUUUCACACUCUCUUACUCCCUCCCUCUCGCCCUCACUCCUCCCCCAUUUCUCUUGACUCAGGAUUUUUCCUUCGUUCUUGAUGCCCAACGACUCUCUCUCUCUCAUUUCUAUCUCUCUCCCUCCUCUCUCUUCCUUUCACACUUUUUCUCAUCCCCUCUCCCUCUCCUUCCUUCUCUCUUUCUUUCUUGUUUUGUUGCUGUAAAAAGAUGUCCGUAUGCUUAA